Messenger RNA from Knipowitschia caucasica, 1056 nucleotides. The record is from the annotation of a GenBank genome assembly. Lineage: Eukaryota; Metazoa; Chordata; Actinopteri; Gobiiformes; Gobiidae.
AUGGGCAACACGCCCACGGCCAGGAAGGGUAGCGAGAUGGAAAGCGUCAAAGAAUUUCUUGCAAAAGCCAAAGAGGAUUUCCUCAAGAAGUGGGAGAACCCUGCACAGAACACAGCGUGCUUGGAGCAGUUUGAGCGGUUGAAAACACUGGGCACCGGCUCGUUUGGUCGCGUGAUGCUGGUACGGCACCGGGAAACUGGUCAACAUUACGCCAUGAAGAUUCUCAACAAGCAGAAGGUGGUGAAGCUCAAGCAGAUUGAGCACACACUGAAUGAGAAGAGGAUCCUACAGGCGGUUAGCUUUCCCUUCCUCGUCCGGCUUGAGUACUCCUUUAAGGACAACACUAACCUCUACAUGGUGAUGGAGUAUGUCCCGGGAGGAGAGAUGUUCUCGCAUUUGCGGCGAAUCGGCCGAUUUAGUGAGCCUCACGCACGGUUCUAUGCGGCUCAAAUUGUUUUGACCUUUGAAUACUUACACGCUUUGGACCUCAUAUACAGAGACCUGAAACCCGAAAACCUACUCAUCGAUCAACAGGGCUACAUCCAGGUCACAGACUUUGGCUUUGCUAAGCGUGUAAAGGGUCGGACAUGGACCUUGUGUGGUACUCCUGAGUAUUUGGCGCCAGAGAUUAUUCUGAGCAAGGGAUAUAACAAAGCUGUGGACUGGUGGGCGCUCGGGGUCUUGGUUUAUGAAAUGGCCGCUGGGUACCCUCCUUUCUUCGCUGACCAGCCAAUUCAGAUAUAUGAAAAGAUUGUAUCUGGAAAGGUGCGUUUCCCCUCCCAUUUUAGUUCAGACCUUAAGGAUUUACUGAGGAACCUGCUACAGGUGGAUCUCACAAAACGUUAUGGAAACCUGAAAAAUGGCGUGAAUGACAUUAAAGGACACAAAUGGUUUGCGACCACUGACUGGAUCGCCAUCUACCAGAAAAAGGUUGAAGCUCCCUUUGUUCCCAAGUUUAAAGGACCCGGCGACACCAGCAACUUUGAUGACUAUGAAGAGGAGGAGAUCCGAGUGUCCUUCACAGAGAAAUGUGGCACGGAGUUUGCCGAGUUCUAA